AUGUACAAGGCCACGGUCAGUUACUCAAGCACAAAGUUUAACUCGCAUGUGAGCGUAAGCACUCCGGCACUCACCUUCACGCACGGGGUCGGUGACCCUGUGUUCGUCUACGACAGUAGGCCCAAUCAACCUCCUGUUGGGAAUUCUAGAGGUCAAAUCUUACCGGCGCGUGGCAGUGGAUACCCUUACACGAAACCAAUUAUACCAUUCAGUGACGAAGAGGUAGAUCGCGGAAGCUCAAUCAACGCCAAUCGUUGGCAAUCCAAUGGGUACAGAGAAGUCUCGAUCCCGAUAUUACCUCCGUCUCCUUAUAAAGUCGACUCGCCGGAUCCGGAGUCUUUAUGGCCCGAAGGACUUUUUCUACCGCCAAUUCCACCACCCCGUUUCACCAUUGGACGACGUUCCGACGCCGAAUCUGAGACUUUUGAUCCUUACCUUUUAGAGGGGUCUGAAGCAGUUGCUGCAGUACAAAAGGCUAAAGACCAUGGAAAUCUUUAUUUCCACGAGAUCCCACACAUACAGUCUCUGUUUGAAAAUCAAGAACUGCGUGUCAAAAAUAAUUUGAAACCACAUAUCGUUGGGAGCAUACGUCACACCUGGCCAUUCAAUCGAACUUAGCAAUCAAAAACAAUUUCUAUAAUAUAAAAAUAUUUAAUUGUAUAAAAUGUAAAAAAUACUCAAAAGCCAUAUAAACAUUAUAUAAAAUAAAAAUAAAUUAAAUUCUCAUGAAA
This is a messenger RNA of Bombyx mori (domestic silkworm), 731 nucleotides long. RefSeq lists its product as uncharacterized. NCBI's taxonomy places the organism in Eukaryota, Metazoa, Arthropoda, Insecta, Lepidoptera, Bombycidae. The coding region runs from base 1 to 618 and encodes 205 amino acids. The transcript is spliced from 6 exons. The record is from RefSeq and is a predicted model, not a curated record.